Messenger RNA from Agelaius phoeniceus (red-winged blackbird), 2376 nucleotides. It is a transcript of the gene FSD2, whose product is annotated as fibronectin type III and SPRY domain containing 2. The record is from RefSeq and is a predicted model, not a curated record. Gene Ontology annotation, molecular function: protein binding. Lineage: Eukaryota; Metazoa; Chordata; Aves; Passeriformes; Icteridae.
AUGUCAUCCAGAUCUGGCAGCACGAGAGACUAUGAGACCAGCAGCCAGUCACGACAUCACUCAGCUUCCCCACCAGUCCCAGAGCCUAGUGACACUGAGAAUGAAGGUCUGAUCUUUUAUCACAUGGAUCUUUAUGGAUCAAAGGAGAGGUUUGAUAUCUUUCCUGAAGAGCCCUCUGGUCGAGGAGACAGAUCUCUGGGGGAUACGAGAAGGGAAUCUGCACUGAGUACUGAAAAAGUUCAGCGCCCACAAGAAGUUGGCUAUGACUUGGAAAAGGAGGUUGCAGAGUUGGCUAAGAUGUAUGGACUUGAUGAGGAUAGAGAAAAAGAGUUUGAGCUUCUUGGAGGACAUCUGGAGAAGGUGGAGAGCAGAUGGCCACCAGCUCGUACAGAAAAAGCAGGAUUACAAGGCUCCAUAUAUAACAUAUCAAAAAGCAACUCUUCAGUGAAAGAUCUAAGUCAAAGCACAAAGCAACAAGGACUUCCUGAUGAGGCUUCUCAAGGUGAAAAUCAGAGCAAAGCCAGAGCAGAUGAUGAGGCUGAGAGCAGCAUAUGGUCCAGAGGGGGGCUAAGCAGUGGUGGCAUGUCAGAUGAGUGGAACAGUCAGGCUGUCAGUGAGGAAGAGGAGGAGGAAGAGGAAGAAGCAGCAGAUGUUUUUUGUUCCACCUGCAAGAUACCAAUCCGAGCUUUUGACAAACUAUUUGGUGAGCACAAGGAUCACGAGGUUGCUCAGCUCCCCAGUGCUGUGGAAAGUGAAAAGGAGGAGAUCCAUAAAAACAUGUGCAAGUUGGAAGAACAGAUUGCUCAGAUGGAAAAUGUUGCCAGCCAUUUGGAGGAAAUCUUCAUCACUGUAGAGGAAAAUUUUGGGAGGCAGGAGCAGAACUUUGAGGUGCAUUACAACGAUGCAGUGCAAGUGCUUGCUCAGAAGUACGAAGAGCAGCUGGAAGCACUGGGAGAAGAGAAGAGGCAGAAGCUGGAAGCUCUAUAUGAGCAGCUGGUCAGUUGUGGGAAACAUCUUGACACCUGCAAGGACCUGACAGAUGAAACCCAGGAGCUUUUCCUGGAAAAUGACAAAGCUGAAUUUAUGAAGGCAGCAGUAACCAUGGUUGACAGGCUGGAAGAAUUCUUAAAGCAAGAAGUGAAUUUAGAGCUUUCAACACUGCCAGACUUUGAAGAGCGGGUCAUAGAUGUCUCUGAAGUUGAACAACUAAUGAACUCCAUUAAUGCUAUUCCAGCUCCUUGUGCCCCUGUGAUCAAUCCCCAGGCUCCCAAUGCAGCAACUGGCACUUCACUGAGAGUUUGCUGGGGCCUCUUCUCGGAUGACACUGUGGAGUGCUACCAGCUGUGCUACCAACCUGUGAGCAAUGAGAGGCACAGUGAUGGGCAAGCAGAGCAUACACUAAAAGUCAAAGAAACAUACUGCACCAUUACUGAUCUGCUGCCAAAUACACAGUAUGAAUUUUGGGUCAGUGCUUUAAAUGCCUCCGGUAUCAGUCCACCAAGUGAAAGAGCAGUUUAUGUAACAGCUCCUUCACCACCUAUCAUAAAGAAUAAAAAGAUCCGAAGCUGUGAAAAUGCAGCACUGGUGUGCUGGGAAUCCAGAGACAUUAACCCUGUUGAUUCCUACACAGUUGAAUUGUCCAAGCUGACAGAUGAAGAAAAUGAUGAUAUUAUUACUGAAUCUAUUGUUGGGAUCCCUAACUGUGAAGUCCUAAUUCACCUCCAGCCAACACAAAAGUAUCACAUCUGUGUCAGAGCCCAAAACCUGGGUGGCUCCAGUGAAAGAAGUGAACCUGUCCUGAUACACACCACAGGCACCUGCUUCUACCUUAAUGAGGACACAGCUCAUCCUUUACUGGCAAUUCUAGAUGAUGGAUUUACCAUUUCAUGUGAUGAACUGGAAAACCCAGAGUGUGAUCUGCCUGUCUAUGAUAACAGCUUUACAAGAUGUAUUGCAAUCCUGGGCAGUCUGAUCCCAUUUCCAGGAAAGCAUUACUGGGAGGUGGAAGUUGAGGAAGAUACAGAGUACAGAAUUGGUGUGGCUUUUGAGAACACGCCGAGACAUGGUCACCUCGGGGCAAACAACUCAUCCUGGUGCAUGAGGCACAUCAUCACACCCUCAAGGCACAAGUAUGAAUUCCUGCACAGUGGGAUGACACCUGACGUCAGAAUUACUGUUCCCCCCAGAAGGAUUGGCAUCCUGCUGGACUAUGAGAACUGCAGACUGUCAUUUUUCAAUGCAGAUAUUGCCCAGCACCUUCACACAUUCAACUCACACUUCCAGCAUUAUGUCCACCCCUGCUUUGCACUGGAAACACCUGGUAUCUUAAGGAUACACACUGGAAUUACAACACCCCUAUGGACUGCCCUGCCAUAA